AUGGAGGUCGUGUACGAAGACAUCGGCGAAGAGAACACUCAGUGCCCUAAUCAUCCCUACAAAAACAGUAGCCCAGGUGGGAUCUGCGCCUUUUGUCUCCAAGAAAAGCUCGGCAAGCUUGUUUCCUCUCCACCCUUUUUCCCCUUGUCCCCCAAUCCUCCCAGAUCCGCCGCCGUCAGCGGCGGCGCCUCCGCCCCCCGCCUCCCUUCCUCUGACUCCGCCACCCAAAACAGGGCCGCCGGAUUAGAAAACAGCGGGCCCUGCUCGAGAAAACCGCGGUUGCCCUUUCUGCUGACGGCCCACAAGAAAAAUAGCAUCAAAGAUUCAGAUUCAGCGCCUAUCGUCUUCAAUAGAAGCAAAUCCACGGCCACCCCAAGAAGAAGAAGUGACGGAAAUUGCUCCGGCGAGGGUUACACUUACAGCCCGAGCAGCAGAAGGGGUUUUUGGUCAUUUCUCCACCUGUCCAAGAAUUCUGCUGUUAAGAAAGGUAAUGGGCAGUUCAAAGGUUCCGACUUUAUCGACAUAGACGAACGGGAAGAGGAUGAUAUCGUGGCUGUCGAUCAAAGUCAUCAAGAGAGUCCUUGUAAUUUCUCGAGGUCGAGAUCGGUCGGGUGUGGGAGUAGGAGUUUCUCGGGCUUUGGCGAUUGUACUCUCAGAAGGGUUGAGUCCCAAAGGGAAGGAGGCUGUGGAAAUAAGCUUAAGGUACAACCGGAUCGAAAUGUACGAAAUAAUGGUGAUGAUUGUGGUGGACAAGAUUGUAUUAAGGAGAGAGUUAAAUGUGGUGGUAUAUUUGGUGGUUUUAUGGUAGCUAGUUCAGUUGAGGAGAGUAAUGUGAAUCAUGGUAUUAUGAGAAGUAAAAGUUGGGUGUGGGCAUUUGCAAGUCCAAUGCGAGCUUUUGGGAAGCAUACCAAUGGUAAAAGGGAUGCUAAUGUUAAUAGUUAUGUUAAUGGCAGUAAUUCGUUGAAUAAGAAUCGCGUGACGACUCCUAAUUUAGCUGCUAUACCUUCUCUGUUGGCUGUCGGGGUCUGA
Striga hermonthica is the source of this 1029-nucleotide messenger RNA. Lineage: Eukaryota; Viridiplantae; Streptophyta; Magnoliopsida; Lamiales; Orobanchaceae. The record is from the annotation of a GenBank genome assembly.